AUGCAGCGCUCGCCGCGGCCCUCGCGAACUUCCGGAGCUCCUGAAGCAUCCAAUCCUGCGCUUCUUCCGGAGACGCCUACGACUACGCCCUUCGCCGCUGAUGCCUCCCGUCGCCCCAAGCGGACGAGGGCUGUGAGCGCUCAGAGAACUCCUACGCUUCCAGCCGUCGAGUCGGAGGAAGACAGCGACAGCGAGCAAUGUAUAACGUUUGAAGGGGAUGAAGGGCUUGAUGUUUCUUUUCCCUUGAAGGCAAUAGAGAAGAUAUUUCGCUGUUCUCUCUGCAGCGGCUACUUCAGAGACGCUGUCACCAUCAAGGAAUGCUUACAUACCUUUUGUCGUUGGUGUCUGUAUGACUACGUAGACGGGGGAGAGACAGAGGAGGUCUGCUGCCCUUACUGCGAAAGAAAUAUGCAGCUUUUGACUCCGCACAGAGAUGGGGCAGGCAAAGACUGCAGGCACUACAUGCCUCGCGUCACAGCAGCCUGCGUUGCCGGUGCUGGGGGCGUGGUAGGCGGCAGUAAUAGCAGCGGCGCCACAGCGUCAGCGCCAGCAGCAAACGCGGCAGUUCUGUUUGAUCGCACAAUGCAGAACGUUGUCGACAAGCUCUUUCCUCAUUUUGCAUAUCAGGAGCGGCUGGAAGAGGAGGAGCUGCAGCGGUAUAUGCAGCUGCACCAACAUAAGCAGCUGCCUCCUGAAUACCUUACAGGCUGUCUCACACUGGGACCAUUCAGGCGAGAGGCCGUGUCACAUAGGAGAGCUCGUCUCGAAGCUAGAGCUGCAGCAGAAGAGGCACUGGGCUACCUGCACCUCAAACCCUCAAUGUCACUAGAAUCGAAACACGAGCAUCAGCAAGCGUUGCACCAUCAGCAACAGCAAAAAAAUAUCGACGCGCCACGAGGCUUAAUUCAGAAGGACCAGCGCGGUGUAGUGCAGAAGGAGCGAGAGGGAUUGCGCAGCAACAGCAGGAGAGGUGAACAGCAAAAACUGCAGCAGCAGCAGUCGCUAGACGAAUUUGUAGACCAGCUGUUAGGCUCGCCUACAUUCUUUGACGACCAGCAGACAACAGCCAUUGCGCUUUUACCAGACACUUAUCAGGGCCAAUUGAUGGAAGCUCGCGUGCAGCACCAAGCAGCACAGUCGUGCUCAGGGGAAGGUGCACUAAUGGGCGAAAGCCGCCGUCAGGAGGCUCAUGGCCUGCCGCUUCCACUGAAACUGCCGCUCAUUAAUCGCCCUUACUUACGCGUGCCGAGCCGGAUGUCGAUCCAGCUUGUUCUGAGGUAUCUUGCAUUGCAGCUGCAGCCUCUACUGUUCACAAAGGGUCCUACGGGAAUUCUAACGAAUAGAGACCGUGUCCCGGUGCUUGGAAAUGCGUACAAAGAAGGCGUUAGUGACGUAGCAGGGUCCCCUGAAGACCCAUUGGACCUAGAGGUGGCCCUAGAGCUGACCUUAGAGGGGCGCGUGCUUGGAAGGAGUCACUCAAUAGAUUUUGUGCGCAAGGCCAGACGUCUUAACUGCGCAGGCAAGUGCCUACUGCUGCAGUACAGGUAUUCCGCCCAAACAGAAGCUAGAGUCAUCGCCUACCACGUGAAUGCGGUCAAGCGAGGCUGUACAACACCGCAAGAAGAUUCAUUUGUGGGAAGGGGAACCAGUGAGGCCAGAGGUCCGCCUUCAGCCGUCGCGUCAGCCAUUUCGUAA
Messenger RNA from Eimeria tenella, 1695 nucleotides. Its product is annotated as zinc finger (C3HC4 RING finger) protein, putative. The transcript has 2 exons. Gene Ontology annotation, cellular component: PRC1 complex. Gene Ontology annotation, biological process: regulation of transcription by RNA polymerase II. Bases 1 to 1695 code for a protein of 564 amino acids. Gene Ontology annotation, molecular function: metal ion binding. The record is from RefSeq and is a predicted model, not a curated record. NCBI's taxonomy places the organism in Eukaryota, Apicomplexa, Conoidasida, Eucoccidiorida, Eimeriidae.